CCCAAGGGAGAGCAGUGCUAGCCAGAGCCAUGUUGUUGAAGUGCACUGCUACAUGCCUUUUGGCACUAGCAAUAUUUAGCAGCUUCUGUGAUGCACAGUGGAAACCAACAAAGCCAAACCCUCAGCCAAACCCUCAGCCAAACCCUCAAACACUCGGCAAGCAGUGGCCCGUAAACCCUCAACAGAGUAAGCAGACCUUUGAGAAGCCUCUGGAAUGGAAGUACCCUGAGGACCCUCAGCUGGAGGUCCCAGCCCAGCCCUCCACACCCAUUGAGGUCAGACACCCUGUGCCUGUGAGCACUGUGGCGGUAGACUGUAGAGAAAGCUAUGUUCAUGUGGAGGUGAAGAAGGACAUGUUUGGUAUAGGACAGUUCAUUUAUCCUGGAGGCCUCACUCUGGGAGACUGUCCUGUCUCUGCUGAGGACAACACUGGCCAAGUGCUGAUCUUCCAGUAUGAGCUGCAGAGCUGUGGCAGUGAGCUGAGGAUGACAGACAACUCCUUCAUUUACUCCUACGUCCUGAACUACGAUCCUCCAAGGUAUGGGGACUCUCCUGUGGUGAGGACGAGCAAAGCUGCUGUCAUUGUGGAGUGUCACUACCCAAGGAGGCAGAAUGUGAGCAGUUUACCUCUUGAUCCAUUGUGGGUUCCUUUCUCUGCUGUGAAGGUGGCAGAGGGAUUUUUGUACUUCUCCCUGAAACUUAUGACAGAGGACUGGGUGUAUGAGAGGCCGAGCAACCAGUACUUUUUGGGCAAUGUGAUUCACAUUGAGGCAUCUGUCAUGCAGUUCUUCCAUGUCCCUCUCCGGGUUUACGUGGACCACUGUGUUGCUACAGCAGCUCCUGAUGUAAACUCCCUCCCCAGAUAUGCCUUCAUUGACAAUCACGGAUGUUUUGUUGAUGGCAGAGUGACACAAUCAGCCUCAUACUUCCUGCCUCGCACUGCAGAGAACAAACUGCGCUUCCAGCUGGAGGCCUUUAGGUUCCAGGGAGUGGAGUCAGGAGUGAUGUACGUUACCUGCCAGCUGAAAGCCACAUCCACUGCACUUAACAUCAACGAACUGCACAGAGCCUGCUCAUACGUCAACAACAUGUGGAGAGAGGUCAGUGGUGCUGACGCCUCUUGUGGCUCCUGUGAGCAUGGCAUCACUACACCUAUGAACCAGAAACCUAUGAAUGGGCCAGCGAAACAGUGGCUUGGUGGCGGGUCUGGGUCAUCUCAGAUAGGUGGGUCAACUUCCACUGGGGCAGGCGGAGGAGGCACGACGGGAUCAGGGUCUUAUCCUUGGGCCACUGUUGCCAGAAAUCCACAUCCUCCUACAAGAAAAGCCCGGGACGUAACUACAGAGGAAGUUUUCGACUGGGAGGGUGAAGUUACUGUGGGUCCUUUUAUCAUCCAUGAGAAAGUAAUCAAAGCCUGAGAUCUAGAGUCUAAUAUUUGAAAUAAAAUAAAUAAAAUAAAUAGUGAACUGUGCAAAUAUGACCCAUUGCUGCUCAUAAGUUUAACCAUAUUAACCUCGACUUUGCAAACAAUAAAAAUAAGAAUACAAUAGUGUUAAAACAUCUGAA
This is a messenger RNA of Periophthalmus magnuspinnatus, 1566 nucleotides long. RefSeq names its product zona pellucida sperm-binding protein 3-like. Gene Ontology annotation, cellular component: extracellular matrix. Gene Ontology annotation, molecular function: acrosin binding. The record is from RefSeq and is a predicted model, not a curated record. Lineage: Eukaryota; Metazoa; Chordata; Actinopteri; Gobiiformes; Gobiidae. The transcript has 8 exons. The coding region runs from base 30 to 1418 and encodes 462 amino acids. Gene Ontology annotation, biological process: positive regulation of acrosome reaction; egg coat formation; binding of sperm to zona pellucida.